This is a messenger RNA of Cyprinus carpio (common carp), 3860 nucleotides long. RefSeq names its product synapse differentiation inducing 1 (gene syndig1). Lineage: Eukaryota; Metazoa; Chordata; Actinopteri; Cypriniformes; Cyprinidae. Gene Ontology annotation, cellular component: excitatory synapse; intracellular membrane-bounded organelle; postsynaptic density membrane. The record is from RefSeq and is a predicted model, not a curated record. Gene Ontology annotation, biological process: positive regulation of synapse assembly; synaptic vesicle clustering.
GCAUCCAUAUAAAGCCCGCAGAUGAGGAGAAAGCAGGUGCAUUAUAGUGCGCAGACAUCAACAGUCUCGACGCGUCUUUUCGCUUAAUAACUAGUCUUACCGCAGUCGUAUUAAAACGGCUGGCAAAAUGCAGUAUAAUCGACAUCGUGUCCGCAUGAAAGGUUUUUGCUGGUGAUUUUUCCCCCUUGAUAGAUGACUUCAAGAAACAAGGACAAAAACUGGACGCUUGCACUUUUUAUUUAUUACUCUGCUCCAGAAAUAAAAUUGGAAACGGAUAUAUGACUCGCACGUUUCACCAGUCCUUGAGGUUAUUCGUUGUUCACAUUUAUUGACUGCUAUACCAGCUCACCUCGGAAGGAAAGAGGGAUACUUGAACCUCAUGCCUCCACAAAGCCAUUCAUGAGGCAAGGCUUCCUCCACACCAACAGACCAGCAUGGAGAAAGGGGUCCGAACACGACAUGAAACAGGAGCCGCAGAUGAGAAAGAUCCUCUUACUCAUGGAAAGACCCCAAUAGCGGGGAGUUCAGACUUGGGACAUGAAUGUUGCAAACGUAAUGGUCUGAUCAAUACCCACAAGCUCAUGGUGGAGACUAAGGAAGGACUGGUGUCGGUCUAUUCUGCCCCACAGUACCAGGGCCAUGUGGUGUCCAAGGACAUAAAUGGGACACCGGAUGGUCGAGGACCCCCGCAAUUGCUCAACCCCAGCGCCCUGCCCCAGGCUAUAGACCCUUACUACAGACCCAACCUCCUUCUGUACCCCGAGAGCGUGUUGAGAGCAUGGGGAGAUGGGGGGGACUGCUGUGAGACCACCUUCAUUGAGGAGAUGACCCCGGCCUCGUCCGGCUCCGCUGUCACUAGAGACAGACUUCUGUUCACAGACAGCAAGCUGCUGGAGCUCUCUAUGGAAGACGCCAAGAUCCAGACACUCUCCUAUGAUGUAGAUGACGACGAUGAUGAAUUUCAAGAACUCGAGAGUGAGUACUCAAGUGACUCAGAGAGUGAAGACAAUUUCCUCCUGAUGCCUCCGAGGGACCACCUGGGCCUCAGUGUUUUCUCCAUGAUCUGCUGUUUCUGGCCCUUGGGCAUCGCAGCUUUCUGCCUGUCUCACGAGACUAACAAAGCGGUGACUAAAGGAGACUUUCACCACGCCAGCUCCAGCUCCAGACGUGCGCUCUUCCUCGCCGUGCUGUCCAUCACCAUCGGGACUGGCAUCUACGUGGGUGUGGCUGUGGCCCUUAUCGCAUACCUCUCCAAAAACAAUCACUUGUAGCCUUCCCAUGCCCAAAUCACUCUCACAGUUAGAUAAAGACUGGUUCACUUUUGGAUCAGCUUCUUUGGGAAACACCCGAUGGUCACGAUACGGGACUCACCAGCAAUGUGUUCCACUCCUGCACUUUGAAAAGUCGCGUUCCCAUUUUGUUGGGAAGAUCAUUGUUUGGGUAAACUGUCUUGGUCACGUUUCUGCAUUUUCAUGUGAAUGUGCUGCCACCAAUAUUGUUUUUUUUUUUUUUUUUUUUUUGCGCUCAGUGUUUGUGCAAGUGCAAAUUUAAUGCUACACACACGCACACGUUUUGGGCCAAAUUAAAGUCAAUAUGAAAUCGAAAUGGACCUGAUUUAUUUUCUUAAUGCAUGUUCUUAAUCAUGCUGAAUUCAUCAAAAUGUAUUUAUUUGCUCUGCCACUGCACAAUUUAGCAUUUUUGUCAUCAAUCCAGUCAGUUCCCAUUGGAUGAAAUCAGGGACCGGUUGCACCAGCUGUGCGCAAGUUACAGCUUAGCCUAUUUUGACGCAAAGGUCCACUAAAUUACAUCUUACGGUGUGUGCACACCAAAAGCAAAAUCAAUUACAAAGCAAAUCAAUGCAAACAGGCAUAUAGACACAAAUUUGUGCUGGGCGAUGCGAAUGACGCAAAUUGGGUGGCGCGGUUGUCGAUAAAAAAACGCGAUAUUUGCCUCAAUCGUGUAUUCUGCAAGUUGUAAAAUUUCAACUCAAAGUGGAAAAUUUGCAUGAUGCAUUGUCACGCAAGGCAAUCAGCAAAAAGCUUAUUGACACGUCUGGUUUGACAUGUUCGUUUGUAUCAGAAAAUCUUUUUGUUGUUUUCAUGCUUUUAUUUGUGUGAGUAAUGCAAAAACAUCCUGCGACUACACUAGAGUGAGAAAACUGUUGGAAUAGAAUAGCAGACAGACUGAAUUGCAUCAAUAAGCUCAUGAUUUACCUGACAAACUACAAUUCUUUAGAUAUACAAUGUACACUUUAAAAAAUGCUGGGUUCUUUCAACCCAACUUUGGGUCACAUAUGGACUAACCCAACUUUUGGGUUAAAAAUGUUAUGUAAAAAUUUAACCCAACUGUUGGGUUAGUCCAUCUUUGACCCAAAGUUUGUUUGAAACAACCCAGCCUUUUUUCGAGUGUAGGGGCGUUUAGAUUUUUUGGGGGAUUAUUUUAAUGAUUAUUUAACAAUAUUUUGUAGAGUGUGUUUUUGUGCUGAUCGGUCGGAUUAUGGCACUUAUGGAUAAAUAAAUAUGACACUAAAACCUCCAGUAAAUCCAUGUCUUAAUGAUAAAGUGAUUCAUUGAAUCGUUCGUUCAAAUGAUUUGUUCAAAAUGGCUGAUUCGUUUAGAAACAAAGCAAGUCACUGUCUUUGUGAAUGGAUCAUUGAAUCAUUGACUCAAAUUAUUCAUAAAAAAAUAGAUUAAUUCAGGAACAAAACAGCAGUAUUUCUCUGAGAUGUAAAAAUGUAUACAAAACUAUUUUCAUUGACGAAAAAGAAAAAAAGACAAUUGUGUUUAAUGUAAUAACGAGUGUAUAAUAAUCCUUAAUAUUAACUUAUUGUUUGUUGAAUGAUUGUAUAAAAUCAAUAUCACAUUUGCAAUCAGUCACACUCUGCACCCUUGCUUGUGUGAUGUUACUUAAGUCUUAUAAAUGUCUUAUAAAAAGAUGUGUUUUUGUUUGUUUUUUUGCCAAGUGGAUGACAUUGAUAAUGUCAGCUCGCACAUCGCUAACACAACAAUUAUGAUACUGCAGACAAUACGUAUUGAACACCCCUAAUAUGAUGACAUUUACUCUUGUUUACAUUUUGAGAGAACAUUAUGUGAAAAAUAUUGUUUACGAACCCAGUGCUUACAAUCUACUGGCUACACUCUGCCUUAUAGGAACAAAUGGUGCAACAAAAAUCAAGCACAGUUAGCUACAAACUAUCUAGUAGUUACUAAAAAUCUAGUGUGGACUUGUUCCCAUUUAAGACCUUACAAACGGCUGGUGUAACCCUACCCAGGCCCAGGUCCCUACAGUUUUUGUUUUACUUGGAAACAUACAUUUAAGUUAAUUAAAAGGGGUUAAAAACAAAAAUUCACGUUGACUUUAUUAUUGGUUUGUCAUAAUAACAGUAUUUGGUACACCUAAUCUAACCUGUCUAAAGAUCUGAAUGGGAUCUGAAUCCGAAUCUGAACAAUCAGAGAUUUUUCUUGAAUGUUUUUUGGAGUACAUAAAGCAUCUGUCUGAAGUGCCACAGUGCUUUCAAGCCUUUUUAAUAAGAGCUACUGAAUCUUAAGGUCUGACACAUGAAGGGGCAUUUUCAACUGUCUUUUGAUAUUACAGACACAAAAUGAACAUAAAGCCAUAUAGAUGGGUUGCUCAAGCCUGCGCAUGGACUUUUUUCAGAAUGUAUGGAUAAACUCAUUCUCGUGGGGCUGUCACAUUUAAUAUUAACUACUCUGUAAUUAAGUCUUAAGGCUUUCAGUUUAUACAUGUCAGUCUAUGAAGCUGUAAAUGCCUCCGCUGUCACAUUUUCUCCUAAUACUUUGGGAAACACCUCUUGCCAGCAAGCUCAUGCUAAUUAAAUGUGGUCUUUUCAUUCAAACAUG